This is a messenger RNA of Mustela lutreola (European mink), 7102 nucleotides long. RefSeq names its product plexin A3 (gene PLXNA3). The record is from RefSeq and is a predicted model, not a curated record. Gene Ontology annotation, molecular function: semaphorin receptor activity; protein binding. Lineage: Eukaryota; Metazoa; Chordata; Mammalia; Carnivora; Mustelidae. The coding region runs from base 391 to 6057 and encodes 1888 amino acids. Gene Ontology annotation, biological process: positive regulation of axonogenesis; regulation of GTPase activity; regulation of cell migration. The transcript is spliced from 33 exons. Gene Ontology annotation, cellular component: semaphorin receptor complex.
GCACGGGGCGCGGCGGCGGGGGCGCGCGAGUGGGGCCGGUGUGGGGCUCGGGGUGCGCGUCCACGUGGCUGGCAGGCGGCCACCCGGAGCCAGCGGCGGUGGAGGGACAGGUAGGUAGGUGGCCUCCAUUUCCCGCCGCCCGCUCAGAGCCAAGCGGCUCAGCGGCCCAGGGCUCGGCCGGCUGGGUGUUGAAGGGGUCAGGCCCUGCCUCUGUCUCGCAUCUCGGGCGCCGGCCUGACUGGUCCUGCGGGCCCAGCGCCAGCAAGGACCGCCCGUCUGAGCCCAGCUCCCCUGCCCUAUGGGGACCCUUUGUGGCUGAGGAGCGACCCCUCCAAGGACUGCUGCGGCGCCUCCAUCCACUAGGCCUGUCCCUGGGUGCAGCUGCCAGCCAUGCCUGCUGUUGGCCUCCUCCUGCUGUUCCUGCCUGCCGUGGCGGGGGCCGUGGGUGGCAGCAGGACCUUCCCUGCCUUCUUGGUGACGGACACUACGCUCACCCACCUGGCGGUGCACCGGGUGACUGGGGAGGUGUUUGUGGGUGCGGUGAACCGCGUCUUCAAGCUGGCUCCGAACCUGACCGAGCUGCGCGCCCACGUCACGGGGCCGGUGGAGGACAAUGCCCGCUGUUACCCGCCCCCCAGCAUGCGCGCAUGCGCGCACCGCCUGGCGCCCGCGGACAACGUGAACAAGCUGCUGCUCGUGGACUACGCGGCCCGCCGCCUGGUGGCCUGCGGCAGCGUGUGGCAGGGCGUCUGCCAGUUCCUGCGCCUGGACGACCUCUUCAAGCUGGGCGAGCCCCACCACCGCAAGGAGCACUACCUGUCGGGGGCUCAGGAGCCGGACUCUAUGGCUGGCGUCAUCGUGGAGCAGGACCAGGGGCCCAGCAAGCUGUUCGUGGGCACCGCGGUGGACGGCAAGUCCGAGUACUUCCCCACCCUCAGCUCCCGCAAGCUCAUCAGCGACGAGGACAGCAGUGACAUGUUCAGUCUGGUAUACCAGGACGAGUUCGUGUCCUCGCAGAUCAAGAUCCCCUCAGACACGCUGUCCUCGUACCCCGCCUUCGACAUCUACUACAUCUACGGCUUCGUGAGCGCCUCCUUCGUGUACUUCCUGACGCUGCAGCUGGACACGCAGCAGACGCUGCUGGACGCGGCAGGCGAGAAGUUCUUCACGUCCAAGAUUGUGCGCAUGUGUGCCGGGGACUCGGAGUUCUACUCGUAUGUGGAGUUCCCCAUCGGCUGCUCCUGGCGAGGCGUGGAGUACCGCCUGGUGCAGAGCGCCCACCUGGCCAAGCCCGGCCUGCUGCUGGCCCAGGCCCUGGGUGUGCCGCCUGAUGAGGACGUGCUCUUCACCGUCUUCUCCCAGGGCCAGAAGAACCGGGCCAGCCCCCCGCGGCAGACUGUGCUCUGCCUCUUCACCCUCAGCACCAUCAACGCCCACAUCCGGCGCCGCAUCCAGUCCUGCUACCGUGGGGAGGGCACGCUGGCCCUGCCCUGGCUGCUCAACAAGGAGCUGCCCUGCAUCAAUACGCCCAUGCAGAUAAAUGGAAACUUCUGUGGGCUGGUGCUGAACCAGCCCCUGGGGGGCCUGCACGUGAUCGAGGGGCUGCCUCUGUUGGCUGACAGCAGCGAUGGCAUGGCCAGCGUGGCUGCCUACACCUACCGCCAGCACUCCGUGGUCUUCAUCGGCACGCGCACUGGCAGUCUGAAGAAGGUCCGGGUUGAUGGCUCCCAGUACGCCCACCUCUACGAGACAGUGCCUGUGGUGGAUGGCAGCCCCAUACUCCGGGACCUGCUCUUCAGCCCUGAUCACCGGCACAUCUACCUCCUGAGUGAGAAGCAGGUGAGCCAGCUCCCAGUGGAGACCUGUGAGCAGUAUGGGAGCUGUGCGGCCUGCCUUGGCUCAGGGGACCCCCACUGUGGCUGGUGUGUGCUGCAGCACAGGGCCCUCUGGGGCGGCUGCAUCACAGGCUCUGGCCUGAUCCCACGCAGAUGCUGCCGCGAAGGGGCUUGUCCGGGUGCCUCAGCCCCACACGGCUUUGCUGAGGAGCUGAGCAAGUGUGUCCAGGUGCGGGUCCGGCCCAACAACGUUUCAGUGACCUCCCCCGGGGUGCAGUUGACUGUGGCCAUGCGCAACGUGCCAGACCUCAGCGUGGGCGUGAGCUGUGCCUUUGAGGAGGUGACAGAGAGCGAGGCCGUCCCGCUGCCCUCGGGGGAGCUGCGGUGCCCCUCGCCCUCCCUCCAGGAGCUCCGGGCUCUCACCCGCGGGCAUGGGGCUACCCGCACCGUGCGGCUGCAGCUGCUGUCCAGGGAGACGGGGGUCAAGUUCGCCGGGGUCGACUUCGUCUUCUACAACUGCAGCGCACUCCAGUCGUGCGUGUCCUGCGUGGGCAGCCCCUACCCCUGCCACUGGUGUAAGUACCGCCACGUGUGUACCAGUCACCCCCACGAGUGCUCCUUCCAGGAGGGCAGGGUCCACAGCCCUGAGGGCUGCCCUGAGAUCCUGCCCAGCGGGGACCUCUUGAUCCCAGUGGGUGUCAUGCAGCCUCUUACCCUGCGGGCCAAGAACCUGCCGCAGCCACAGUCCGGCCAGAAGAACUACGAGUGCGUGGUCCGGGUGCAGGGGCGCCAGCAGCGGGUGCCAGCCGUGCGCUUCAACAGCAGCAGCGUGCAGUGCCAGAAUGCCUCGUACUCUUAUGACGGUGACGAGUAUGGUGACACGGAGCUGGACUUCUCUGUGGUCUGGGAUGGAGAUUUUCCUAUCGACAAGCCUGCCACCUUCCGAGCUCUCCUGUAUAAGUGCUGGGCGCAGCGGCCCAGCUGCGGCCUCUGCCUCAAGGCUGACCCUCGCUUCAACUGUGGCUGGUGCAUCUCGGAGCACAGGUGCCAGCUGCGGGCCCACUGCCCGGCCCCCAAGACCAACUGGAUGCACCCGAGCCAGAAGGGCACCCGCUGCAGCCACCCCCGCAUUGCCCAGAUCCACCCACUCAUGGGGCCCAAGGAGGGAGGCACCCGGGUCACCAUUGUGGGCGAGAACCUGGGCCUCAGCUACCGAGAGGUGGGCCUGCGGGUUGCGGGUGUGCGCUGCAACUCCAUCCCCUCAGAGUAUAUCAGCGCUGAGAGGAUCGUGUGUGAGAUGGAGGAGUCACUGGUGCCCAGCCCGCCGCCCGGGCCCGCUGAGCUCUGCGUGGGUGACUGCUCGGCUGACUUUCGCACGCAGUCUGAGCAGCUCUACAGUUUCGUGACACCAGCGUUUGACCGCGUGAGUCCCAGUCGGGGCCCCGCUUCUGGGGGCACACGGCUCACCAUCUCCGGGAGCUCUCUGGAUGCCGGCAGCAGGGUCACUGUGACCGUGAGAGAUGGCGAGUGCCAGUUUGUGAGGAGGGAUGCCGAGGCCAUCGUGUGCAUCUCCCCCGUGUCCACUCUGGGCCCCAGCCAGGCCCCCAUCACCCUGGCCAUCGACCGUGCUAACAUCUCCAGCCCUGGAGUCCUCUACACCUACACCCAGGACCCCACUGUCACUCGCCUUGAGCCCACCUGGAGCAUAAUCAAUGGAAGCACUGCCAUCACUGUGAGUGGGACCCACCUACUGACAGUCCAGGAGCCCCGGGUCCGGGCUAAGUACCGAGGCAUCGAGACCACCAAUACUUGCCAGGUGAUCAACGACACUGCCAUGCUGUGUAAGGCCCCCGGCAUCUUCUUGGGACGGCCGCAACCCCAGGUCCAGGGAGAACAUCCCGAUGAGUUCGGCUUUUUGCUGGACCAUGUGCAGACGGCUCGCUCCCUCAAUCGGUCCUCCUUCACUUACUACCCGGACCCCAGCUUUGAGCCCCUCGGGCCCUCUGGCGUCCUGGAUGUCAAACCCGGCUCCCACGUAGUGUUGAAGGGCAAGAAUCUGAUCCCUGCAGCGGCGGGCACCUCUCGCCUCAACUACACGGUGCUGAUCGGGGGCCAGCCGUGCGCGCUCACUGUCUCCGACACGCAGCUCCUAUGUGACUCUCCGCGCCAGACAGGCCGGCAACCUGUCAUGGUCCUGGUGGGCGGCCUGGAGUUCUGGCUGGGUACCCUGCACAUCACGGCCGAGCGGGCGCUCACCCUGCCGGCCAUGGUGGGCCUGGCGGCGGGCGGCGGGCUCUUGCUGCUGGCCAUCACUGCCGUGCUGGUGGCCUACAAGCGCAAGACCCAGGACGCAGACCGCACGCUCAAGCGGCUUCAGCUGCAGAUGGACAACCUGGAGUCCCGCGUGGCUCUGGAGUGCAAGGAAGCCUUCGCGGAGCUGCAGACGGAUAUCAACGAGCUGACCAGCCACAUGGAUGGCGUGCAGAUCCCGUUCCUGGACUACCGGACGUACGCCGUGCGCGUGCUCUUUCCGGGCAUUGAGGCCCAUCCAGUGCUCAAGGAGCUGGAUACACCCCCGCACGUCGAGAAGGCCCUGCGCCUCUUCGGGCAGCUACUGCACAGCCGCGCCUUCGUCCUCACCUUCAUUCACACGCUGGAGGCCCAGAGUAGCUUCUCCAUGCGCGACCGUGGCACCGUGGCCUCGCUCACCAUGGUGGUCCUGCAGAGCCGCCUGGAUUACGCCACGGGGCUGCUCAAGCAGCUGCUGGCUGACCUCAUCGAGAAGAACCUGGAGAGCAGGAACCACCCGAAGCUGCUGCUGCGCAGGACCGAGUCGGUGGCCGAGAAGAUGCUUACCAACUGGUUCACGUUCCUGUUGCACAAGUUUCUGAAGGAGUGUGCCGGGGAGCCGCUUUUCCUGCUCUACUGCGCCAUCAAGCAGCAGAUGGAGAAGGGCCCCAUUGAUGCCAUCACGGGCGAGGCCCGCUACUCUCUGAGCGAGGACAAGCUCAUCCGGCAGCAGAUUGACUACAAGACGCUGACCCUGCACUGCUUGUUCCCGGAGAGCGAGGGCAGCACUCAGGUCCCAGUGAAGGUUCUCAACUGUGACAGCAUCACCCAAGCCAAAGAUAAGCUGCUAGACACCGUGUACAAGGGCAUCCCGUACUCCCAGCGCCCCAGAGCUGAGGACAUGGACCUAGAAUGGCGUCAGGGCCGCAUGGCCCGCAUCAUCCUCCAGGAUGAAGAUGUCACCACCAAGAUCGAGUGUGACUGGAAGAGGGUCAACUCGCUGGCCCACUACCAGGUGACAGAUGGUUCCUUGGUGGCACUGGUGCCCAAACAAGUAUCCGCCUACAACAUGGCCAACUCCUUCACCUUUACUCGCUCCCUCAGCCGCUACGAGAGCUUGCUGCGCACGGCCAGUAGCCCCGACAGCCUCCGUUCUCGGGCACCCAUGAUCACGCCCGACCAGGAGACUGGCACCAAGCUGUGGCACCUGGUGAAGAACCAUGACCACGCUGACCACCGGGAGGGGGACCGCGGCAGCAAGAUGGUCUCGGAGAUCUACCUGACGCGACUGCUGGCCACCAAGGGCACGCUGCAGAAGUUUGUGGACGACCUCUUUGAGACGGUAUUCAGCACGGCCCACCGGGGAUCGGCCCUGCCCCUGGCCAUCAAGUACAUGUUCGACUUCCUGGACGAGCAGGCUGACCAGCGCCAGAUCAGUGACCCUGACGUGCGCCAUACCUGGAAGAGCAACUGCCUGCCCCUGCGCUUCUGGGUGAACGUAAUCAAGAACCCCCAGUUCGUGUUCGACAUCCACAAGAGCAGCAUCACGGACGCCUGCCUAUCCGUGGUGGCCCAGACCUUUAUGGACUCGUGCUCCACGUCCGAGCACCGGCUGGGCAAGGACUCCCCGUCCAACAAGCUGCUCUAUGCCAAGGACAUCCCCAACUACAAAAGCUGGGUGGAGAGGUACUACCGGGACAUCGCGAAGAUGGCGUCCAUUAGCGACCAGGACAUGGACGCCUACUUGGUGGAGCAGUCGCGUCUCCAUGCCAGUGACUUCAACAUCUUGAGCGCGCUCAGCGAACUCUACUUCUACGUCACCAAGUACCGCCAGGAGGUUCUCACCGCUCUGGACCGAGAUGCCUCCUGUCGGAAGCACAAGUUACGACAAAAACUGGAACAGAUCAUCAGCCUCGUGUCCAGCAACAGCUGAGGGUGGCGGAACCGGUUGCGGGGCGGGGCGACUCGGUCCUGAGCUGUCCUCCUGGCUGAGCCCUGGAUCCGGGGGGGCAUGGGGGCAGGGCGAGGGGGGUCCCCGGUCCAAUAUGCCCCCAGCACACCUGGGUGCCCCCUUCAUUAGUGCCUUCCUCUGGGCCCUGUGGGGGGGCAGGGGUGACAGGACCAAGCCCCCGACCCCGGCAGCAGCAAUACCCCCGCCCCCUACCCCCCUACCCUCUUGUCCACCCCCCCCCCGCCCCGCUCUCCCCAGCCCUCCUGCCCCUGUGCUGUGGCAGUCCGUGCCGUCCUCGCUAUUUAUACCCCUAACAGCCUAUUUAUUUAAUUUAUCUCCCUCUCGCCACCCCCAUCUGUAACCAUGUGUCCCUUCUCCGGGAUGCUGUCACCCACACACCCCUUCUGUCCUUGAGUCGUCCUGGCUCCUCUGUGACAGCAGCAGCCCUGGCCUGUCCUCGGGCACCUUCCCCCCUGCGCUGUGGCUGGCCCCGCCCAUUCCAAGCGGGGGAGGGGGGAUCUCAGCACCAGCAGCACUUGGGGGCCAGCCGGGGAUAGAGGGAGGGGACGCCCCCACCAGCGCCACCCAUGGACUGUGACGGGGUGGGCCUAGGGUUCUCCCUGCAGCUGAGCCACAGAUCCCCCUCCCACGCAGCUCCAGAGUCAGAUGGGACCUUCUCCUGGCCUCGCUGGCAGCACCAGGACAACUAGAAGCGGGCCUGGGCCCAGGCUGGAGGCGGGCCUGGGGGCUCUGGAACUCUCCUUCUCCCGGCACUACUGCCACAUGUCCUCCGUGCUGUACGCACUUGCCCCAGACCCCUUGCCCUCAGCCACCCUGUCCUGCGCCUGCCCGGCGUGGCCUGGUCACGGCGGCCGUGCCUUACUCCUUGGUUCUUCUUUCUCUGAGGUGAGGGCUCUGGCCCCGUCUCCUGGGCCCCCAAACCCACUUCUCUCCUCUUUUCGGGCAUGAGCUUUCUGUCGUCGCUGUUCAUGGAAUUCUUUUCCUAAUUAAGUGUUGGGAAAAUGGA